GGAACAGGGGGGAGGGGGGGUUUCGACAAUUUGAGUCUCGGAAAAGAAUGAAUAGGUAUAAACCAAACAAUGAUUGUUUAGGUACAUAUCUACCUCGGUACCCAACAUAGAAAAUCAAGUUGUAAGAGAGAUACCGAAUGACUGGAAACCGACGAAGCUUGGCCAACUGUAUUACCCAGGUAAUAGAGUCAAAACAUGCUAUAACCUGCCUAAGCAAGAAUAUCGUCUUUUAGCACUCCGCAGUGAUAGGGAAUAGCUGUAAGUGACCUAUGCAUAAAGCCCCUGCUACCUAGGUACUUAGGUACUGGAGGUAGUUAAGAGGGAUAGGGAUGACAUUGUUCCACUAUCAUGGACCGAGUCGUACUUUUUGCGCCCAUGGUUUGCAUCUUACUUCACAACCGAAAAGCCUGCGACAUGGGCGAUUACCUGAUGCCGGCCCCGGUGAGCCUUACUCACCCGGGAGCAUUCUCGUUCGGUGCCGAUAUUCGACGGGAUACUACUCUGCCUUUCGAUAGCAGAUGCGCACGUGGGGGUCGAGGUGUGUUUACCAUUGAGAAGAUUCAGCAUCCGCGCUAUAAGAUCGUGAUCAACAAUAAAAGACCCAUGUGGGUGUCGACAUUCCCCGAAUCAGUGUUGUAGCCCGCACUAAGAAGCGCCGCAAAAUGGCGCAAUACUGCGGAUCUCACCCGGAUGGCUCAACCCCCUGGGACCUGAAGUUGCGUCAACUGGUUACCC
Chaetomium fimeti is the source of this 735-nucleotide messenger RNA. RefSeq lists its product as uncharacterized. The record is from RefSeq and is a predicted model, not a curated record. NCBI's taxonomy places the organism in Eukaryota, Fungi, Ascomycota, Sordariomycetes, Sordariales, Chaetomiaceae. The transcript has a single exon. Bases 349 to 639 code for a protein of 96 amino acids.